This is a messenger RNA of Condylura cristata (star-nosed mole), 6934 nucleotides long. It is a transcript of the gene CACHD1, whose product is annotated as cache domain containing 1. Gene Ontology annotation, cellular component: voltage-gated calcium channel complex. NCBI's taxonomy places the organism in Eukaryota, Metazoa, Chordata, Mammalia, Eulipotyphla, Talpidae. The transcript has 27 exons. Gene Ontology annotation, molecular function: voltage-gated calcium channel activity. The coding region runs from base 619 to 4497 and encodes 1292 amino acids. The record is from RefSeq and is a predicted model, not a curated record.
GGCGGUGGAGCCGGGAAGUGCACGGAGCCGGGGCGCAGCGUGGUGGCACCAGACACCUCCCUUUCCCCCGCCGCUUUCUUUCUUCAGUUUUUUUUUUUUUUUCUUUCCCCACCUCCCCGUCUCCCUCCUCGCUCGGGUUGCUGCUCCAGCCUCUCAGUCGGGUCGCUGAUCCUCGGCGGGUGCCGCCUUCGCUCCCGCCUUCGCCUCCUAGCAGCGCCCGGACUCUCGAAGCGAAAGCUUGUCUGCCCGCGGCUCAGACUGUCAGCUCUGCGGCCGCGCGGCCGGAGCGCGGGGUGUGGGCGCCGCCGCUUUCCGAGACGCCCGCCGCACGGCGCCGCGGGGGCAGCACCGGCGCCUGGGUCCUGGGGACCGCUUGGGCGGCUGCUUCCUCUCCCGCCUGCCUCCAGAGCCCGGCGAUGGUGGCCGCCCGCGCUCCCGCGCUGUAGCCGGGCGCCCCCUAAGUUUGGGAGCCGCCGCUGCCGCUGCGCGCGAAGGCGUCUACUGAGAAGGAAGAAAGUUUUGCGGGGUGCGCCGAGCGGGCCCUGGGCACACCUCCGUUCGUUCCCUCCCCGCUUCCCGGCGCCUGGAGCCCGUUGGCGGGGAGUGGGGGGAGGCCGCAUGGCUCGCGAGUCGGAGGAAGAGGAGACGGCGGGGGCGGCCGCCCUGGCUGGUUUCUGCCGGGGCUCGCCCGACCGGGCCGGGGCCGGGGCCGGGGCGCGGCGGCCGCCCCUGUGGCUGCUCUUCCUGGUAGCGUGUUGGCUUCUGGGGGCCGUGGCCGACGCGGACUUCUCCAUCCUGGACGAGGCGCAAGUGCUGGCAAGCCAGAUGCGGAGACUGGCGGCUGAGGAGCUGGGGGUUGUCACCAUGCAGAGGAUAUUCAAUUCCUUUGUUUACACUGAGAAAAUCUCAAAUGGAGAAAGUGAAGUACAGCAGCUAGCCAAAAAAAUCCGAGAGAAGUUCAACCGUUACUUGGAUGUGGUCAACCGGAACAAGCAAGUGGUGGAAGCAUCCUACACAGCCCACCUGACCUCUCCCCUUACUGCCAUACAAGACUGCUGCACAAUCCCACCUUCUAUGAUGGAAUUUGAUGGAAACUUUAAUACCAAUGUAUCUAGGACAAUUAGUUGUGAUCGACUUUCUACUACUGUUAAUAGUCGAGCCUUCAAUCCAGGACGAGACUUGAAUUCAGUGCUUGCAGACAACCUGAAAUCCAACCCUGGAAUUAAGUGGCAGUAUUUCAGUUCGGAAGAAGGAAUAUUUACUGUUUUUCCAGCACACAAGUUCCGGUGUAAGGGCAGUUAUGAGCAUCGAAGUAGACCUAUCUACGUCUCUACAGUCCGGCCACAGUCAAAGCACAUAGUAGUGAUUCUGGACCAUGGGGCUUCCGUCACAGACACCCAACUUCAGAUCGCCAAGGAUGCUGCCCAGGUCAUCCUCAGUGCCAUCGACGAACAUGAUAAGAUAUCUGUGUUGACUGUGGCAGACACCGUGAGGACCUGCUCACUAGACCAAUGCUAUAAGACUUUCCUGUCUCCAGCCACCAGUGAGACAAAAAGGAAAAUGUCCACCUUUGUCAGCAGCAUCAAGGCUUUGGACAGCCCCACCCAGCACGCAGUGGGAUUCCAAAAAGCAUUUCAGCUGAUUCGAAGCACCAACAAUAACACAAAGUUCCAAGCAAAUACAGACAUGGUCAUAAUUUACCUGUCAGCUGGCAUCACAUCAAAGGACUCUUCUGAAGAAGAUAAAAAGGCAACACUCCGUGUCAUCAAUGAAGAAAAUAGCUUUCUAAACAACUCCGUAAUGAUUCUCACCUACGCCCUCAUGAAUGAUGGGGUUACUGGUUUAAAAGAGCUGGCUUUUCUGAGGGAUCUGGCUGAACAGAAUUCAGGGAAGUAUGGUGUGCUGGACCGGACAACCUUGCCUGUGAUUAAGGGCAGCAUGAUGGUGCUGAACCAGCUGAGCAAUCUGGAGACCACAGUCGGCAGGUUCUAUACCAACCUUCCCAACCGGAUGAUUGAUGAAGCCGUCUUUAGCCUCCCUUUCUCCGAUGAGAUGGGAGAUGGCUUGAUAAUGACUGUGAGUAAACCCUGUUAUUUUGGAAACCUCCUUCUGGGCAUUGUGGGUGUGGAUGUGAACCUGGCCUACAUCCUUGAAGAUGUGACAUAUUACCAAGACUCUUUGGCUUCCUACACUUUCCUCAUAGAUGACAAAGGGUAUACACUUAUGCAUCCAUCUCUUACCAGACCAUAUUUACUCUCAGAACCGCCCCUUCACACUGACAUCAUUCACUAUGAAAAUAUCCCAAAAUUUGAGUUGGUUCGUCAAAAUAUCCUGAGCCUCCCUCUGGGCAGCCAGAUUAUCGCAGUCCCUGUGAACUCCUCCCUGUCCUGGCACAUCAACAAGCUGAGGGAAACUGGAAAGGAGGCCUACAAUGUUAGCUAUGCCUGGAAGAUGGUACAGGAUACUUCUUUUAUUCUCUGUAUUGUGGUGAUACAACCGGAAAUACCCGUCAAGCAACUGAAGAAUCUCAACACGGUUCCCAGCAGCAAGCUCCUCUACCACCGGCUGGACCUCCUGGGCCAGCCCAGCGCUUGCCUCCACUUCAAACAGCUGGCUACUCUUGAGAGUCCAACCGUCAUGCUGUCUGCUGGCAGCUUUUCCUCCCCCUACGAACACCUCAGCCAACCCGAGACAAAGCGCAUGGUGGAGCACUACACUGCCUACCUCAGUGACAACACCCGCCUCAUCGCUAACCCGGGGCUCAAAUUCUCUGUCAGAAAUGAAGUAAUGGCUACCAGCCACGUCACAGAUGAAUGGAUGACACAAAUGGAAAUGAGUAGCCUGAACACUUACAUUGUCCGCCGUUACAUAGCAACACCCAAUGGCGUCCUCAGAAUUUAUCCUGGUUCCCUCAUGGACAAAGCAUUUGAUCCCACUAGGAGACAAUGGUAUCUCCAUGCAGUAGCCAACCCAGGAUUGAUUUCAUUGACUGGCCCUUACUUAGAUGUGGGAGGAGCUGGCUAUGUAGUGACAAUUAGUCACACCAUUCAUUCAUCCAGUACACAGCUGUCUUCCGGGCAUACUGUGGCCGUGAUGGGAAUUGACUUUACACUUAGAUACUUCUACAAGGUUCUGAUGGACUUGCUACCUGUUUGUAACCAAGAUGGUGGCAACAAAAUAAGGUGUUUCAUCAUGGAGGACAGAGGUUAUUUGGUGGCCCACCCAACCCUGAUUGACCCCAAAGGACAUGCACCUGUGGAACAGCAGCACAUCACCCACAAGGAGCCCCUUGUAGCCAAUGACAUCCUGAACCACCCCAACUUUGUAAAGAAAAACCUGUGCAACAGCUUCAGUGACCGGACAGUCCAGCGCUUUUAUAAAUUCAACACUAGCCUUGUGGGGGAUUUGACAAACCUUGUCCAUGGCAGCCACUGCUCCAAAUACAGGCUGACGAGGAUCCCUGGCACCAAUGCAUUCGUGGGCAUCGUCAAUGAAACGUGUGACUCUCUUGCCUUCUGUGCUUGUAGCAUGGUCGACCGGCUCUGUCUCAACUGUCACAGGAUGGAGCAAAAUGAAUGUGAAUGUCCCUGUGAGUGCCCUUUAGAAGUGAAUGAGUGCACUGGCAACCUCACCAAUGCCGAGAACCGAAACCCAAGCUGUGAGGUCCACCAGGAGCCUGUGACAUACACGGCUAUUGACCCUGGGCUGCAAGACGUCCUCCAGCAGUGUGUCAACAGCAGGUGCAGCCAGAGGGUAGAGAGCGGGGACUGCUUUGGUGUGCUGGACUGUGAGUGGUGCAUGGUGGACAGUGAUGGAAAGACUCACCUGGACAAAUCCUACUGUGCACCCCAGAAAGAAUGCUUCGGGGGAAUUGUGGGUGCCAAAAGUCCCUAUGUUGAUGAUAUGGGAGCAAUAGGUGAUGAAGUCGUUACAUUGAACAUGAUCAAGAGCGCCCCUGUGGGUCCCGUUGCUGGAGGCAUCAUGGGAGGCAUCAUGGUCCUGGUCCUCGCAGUAUACGCCUACCGCCACCAGAUCCACCGCCGCAGCCACCAGCACAUGUCUCCCCUCGCUGCCCAAGAAAUGUCAGUGCGUAUGUCCAACCUGGAGAAUGACAGAGAUGAAAGGGACGACGACAGCCAUGAAGACAGAGGCAUCAUCAGCAAUACUCGCUUUAUAGCUGCAGUCAUCGAGCGACACGCACACAGCCCAGAGAGGAGGCGCCGCUACUGGGGACGCUCAGGGACAGAAAGUGAUCAUGGUUACAGCACCAUGAGUCCACAGGAAGAUAGUGAGAAUCCCCCUGGCAACAAUGACCCCUUGUCAGCAGGGGUCGAUGUGGGAAACCAUGAUGAGGACUUGGACCUGGACACCCCGCCUCAGACUGCGGCUCUACUAAGUCACAAGUUCCACCACUACCGCCUCCACCACCCCACACUUCAUCACAGCCACCACUUACAGGCGGCCGUGACAGUGCACACUGUCGACGCAGAGUGCUAACAACCUCCUCACCUCCGGGGGAGUCAGGAUCCGGGAGAUGCAGAAUGUUCUGGAGGAGAAAAGAGCCAGCAUGACGCCCACCACAGAGACCCCUGAGUUGGUUUAACUCAUUUCCUGCCUGUCACCGUGUUUAAAAACCAGAGAAACGGCAACAGAAUCACUUUAGUGAAGCUGCAAGCUGGUUGUGAAAUGGAGGGGGAGUAAGCCUGAGGAGCAAACCUGCCAUAAUACUAAGCAAGUGCAACAGAAAGCAAACCUCCAAGCUUAGAAUGAAACACUGGGAACCCUGGUGAAACUGCGCCAGAGGAAUGUUCCCAGGAGCCAGAAACAUUCAGCUCUCUUUAACUGAAAGAGAGAAAUCUGCUCAGUUGAGACUGGGCGUGUGGCCCGUUGUAUAAAAGGGGUGCUCCAGAGAUGUCACUUGGUUUCUGAGCAGUACCUCACUACCACAUUGCUGUAUGGAACUCAUGUUGAGCUCUAAAUGAUGCAUCUCAAAAUUUCUAAGUAAAGGAUUAUUUUUCUACUAUUUAUUGAACUUUCAAACGUUCUCAGACUGUAGGGGAAAGAAAAGGAAACACGUAAGAAAUUUUCAGCAAUUAUCCCUAGCUGUCUGGUGUGUAAUGAAGUGGUUCUCUGACUAAGGAAUUCUAUUUCUAAUUUAACUGAUACCAUCCCACUGCCCUACUCCACAAAAUGGGAAAAUGAAGAAAUCACUCUCUCUCUGACUUGUUUACAGACAUUUUCUUUAGCACAUCGUCUGGUGGAAACAUGCCUUUAUGUAAUGCAGUAUUCUUUCUCUGUGUUUGACAGAGGUGGAGAGGCACAGAGGAAUCCAAGAAGCUCAAAGUUUGUUUCUUUUUAACUCAUUUCUGCUCUCCAUACAAUGCUUUUCUUAGGUUUCUACGAAACCUAGUAUUACCACCCCAGCCUUUCAGCUAUGAGAGGGUUGGGUUUAAUCUCCUUGUUCUAGAGACUAUAAAUUCUAAAAUGUCCCACUUUGAUUAUGAGAAUAUUGAACACAUGAAGAUUUUUAAAUUCAAAAGUUUGAUUCUUAAAGAUUUCUUUUGAAAUCAUCAUUAAAAGCUGCUGCUGCUGCUGCUGCUGCUGGUUAUCCAAGAAGCUAUCCUCCAAACCGCUUUGUGAUGUCUCCAGAGAUGAAUCAGAUCUGGCUAAUACAACAUGGGGCAUUGUAAUUUUAAAGUAGUGUUCUAAUUACAGUGAUGUAUUUUAGAUUCACAUUUUGUGAUUCAAAUAUGUUAUAAAGACAUUCUUGCACCGUGUGUGUGGUAAAUCUCCGUUUAUAUGUAGUUGGAAAAAUUUCAUUGAAUAAUGUUUUAAUGAUAGGGUAUUACAAUAUAAUGUAAAAAAAAAAUUGGUUCUUCAGCAGUACAGGAAGUCAAGUACAUGUGUCUAUCAGGAAACCCCUUCUACUGUGUAUAAAUUUGCAGCCUAGUGAAAUAAACUGUAUGAACAGACUUUCUUUGGUUCUAGUUAUUUGUGAAUAUGCCCCCUCUUGUGCCCCAAGGCAAAUUGCAGUCACUUGCCAACCUACCAGGGCUCUUGCCAAACCAAAAUCCUCCUUGCAGCAUCAAUGUCAACUUCAGGGACUUCUCGACCCAUCUUGAAUAUGCAGCAAGAUUUAAUGGAAUGAAACAAAAUUAAAAGCAAAUAUUAAAAAUGUGCAACACAGCUACCCUUCCUGACCAUCUAAAGUGGAUUGUUGGUUCUUCUCUAAUGGCUGGGAGAAUGGAUGAUUUCCUGUUUUCCCAGGAAAAAUGUCUCCAGGAAUGCCAGGAUUUUCCCAUAAAGUUGAGAACUUGUGUGUUAUGCGACUAUCCUUUUGAUGAGGAGGGAAUGAGUUAGGAGGGAGGUUGGUGUUUUCUAAAAAAUGAUCACAAAACUCAGAUCUUUAAAAUACUGAUGUCUGCUCAAAGAUUUAGAAAUGGAUAUUGUGUCUUUUACAGUCUUUUACAGUCUUUUCCGCUAUCCUGAAUUUUAGGGGGAAAUAAUAGGAUGCUUGUAUCUGAAUCAGAACAUAAAUUUAUCUUUUGCAGUUCCUAUGAAAUAUGACAUGCAGGUUUUUGAAGUUUUGAUCUCCAAGUUACCCCAUGUCUUCUUUCCCAAGCACUGUAUGUAAUGUUGUUUAAGCAUUUGUUGGUGGUGGUGUUGCUUAAAAGGAAAAAAUGCUAUUGGAAACUUUAUCAUAGUGAUCAGCAUUCGUUCUUUUUGCACUCAGGUACGUAUCUGGUUAAAUACACAAAUUCCUCCCUGGAGAGAGACCCUCUCAAUGCUGUCUUGUUCACUAAAGUCUCUUAAUGCCUCUAACUCACUCUGCUUAUCAAGUAUUAAGAUCAGAGGGUGUUCCAGAUGAUUUUUAUAUAGCUAGAAAAGGAAAUUUCCUAUUUCUGGCCCUAAUAAAACCAGGUUCAGACUCAUA